Messenger RNA from Dermacentor silvarum, 2100 nucleotides. RefSeq lists its product as uncharacterized. The record is from RefSeq and is a predicted model, not a curated record. NCBI's taxonomy places the organism in Eukaryota, Metazoa, Arthropoda, Arachnida, Ixodida, Ixodidae. Bases 1 to 2100 code for a protein of 699 amino acids. The transcript has 2 exons.
AUGGGUGACUUCCUUGAGGGGAUGGCCGAGCUCCGGCCUGGCCCCCCACAUGCCCGCUCGCGCGCCCUGGACCUCCUGCUGAAGGAGGCAGCGCGGAUGUUCAACCCCCACCAGGGCAACCACGAGGGGACCCCGAAGCGGCUUUCGCCCACCUCCUUCAAGGGCGCCGCCAGGAAAGCCCGUGGUGCUCGCAGGGUAGCGAGACGCGCGCCAAAAAAGGCCGAGCUCGAAAGCCCCGCCGAAGAUGACGACGCCGUUUCCUCGUCGCCGUCAUCACCCACUAGCUCUGCGAGCGCUUCCUCAGCGACUGGCUGUACCGACUCGGACACAGCCUCAUACCUCAGGUCUCCUACCGACUCGCCUAUCCAUGCGGACGACACCGCGACAAGUUCACCGGCGGCUUUCACCCUGUCCCCCGAGAGCGAGAGCGACGCCACAUCGUCUGAUGAUGCUGCUGUCGACAAGGAGCAGCCAUCCACCACCGAAGGGGAACCACGUUCCACCGGUCUCCCCCAACGCCAUGACACCCGCCCGCCUUCGUCUCCCCCUGCCCCCCACGUGUUACCAAGCGUCGGCCAUGAGCAGAGUGACUCCACCGAUUCGGAGAAGCCCGCGGCUGCUGUCGACGGGCAGGAGGUCUCCCCCUCGCAAGCCGCCCCCGUCACCCCUCAGCCGCCGCUCGCUUCUCCGGCUCUGGUAUCAGACGACAGCCCCGGGGGCAGCGGCCCGCAGGAGAGCAGGGAUACGCAUGAGAACGAGGCCUCCUCUCCACGCGCCCCCUCUCUCCCCGAGCCUCGCCUCUCCCCUCUCAGCGGCGCGGCCAGCCAGGAGAAAAAGAAGAAAAAGAAGGGAAAGAACAAGGGCACCCUUCGCAAUCGAGAGCAGCCCAUCGCAUCUGCCGAUGAUUUGGCGGACCACCCGAAGCCCUCCGAACCUCCUGCCUGUGGCGGGGUACAGGGCGACCACCCUACAGGGCCGAGAAGGGAAAAGCGGCUACGUUUCGUCCCUUUCGUGGCCCCUCUCCAACCGCAAGUCACUGAUGACGACCUCCCGCCCCGCGAGUACACAGUACUCUACAGACCAGCGGCCCGGAGGUCGCACUUCCUGGCGGCAUCGGGUGACGCCAUUGCGGCGUUCCUGUCCGGAGUUCCUGGUGCGCAUCGGGUCCGCCCCAACCUUCGGAGGAACGUCGUGGCCGUCGACACGCUCCCGGGCGAGGACCUAACGGCUCUGCUAGCGGUCCGCGUCAUAUGUGAUGUGCGCGUGAGGGCAAAAGCCCUCAUAUUGAACACGUGCACAGGCACACUGUUUGACGUGGACCCCACCUUCGAUGGGGCUACCAUCUUCGAGGGCCUCGAGUCUUCGGUGCCGGUGGUCGCCAUCGCCAGGAGCGGUGACGUCGUGACGCUGCGGUUUGCCGGCGACGUCGUCCCCGAGGAGGUCCUGCUGUUUCGACGGCGGCGCGCCGUGCGACCACGCCUGCCGCGCCCGCUUCAGUGCGGCCGUUGCGGCCUCUUCGGCCACGCGACGGUGACGUGUUCGCGCGACCCUCGCUGCCUGCAGUGCGCCGGCGGACAUCCAACGAACUCCUGCACGGUGGACAGGCGUCGCUGUCUUCACUGCGGGGGCCCGCACGCCGCCACGGAACCGCGCUGUCCCCAGUGGCAGCUUGAGAGGAGGGUCGCUGCCACUCUCGCGAGCUCCAAGCCGCGCAUCACGCGUAAACAAGCGCUGGAGCUCGCGCGGAGCAGCGGCACAGCAGUGAUUGAUUCCUCCAAGCAACGACCCGCCGGCCAGCGGGCCACGGAGUCAAGGCCACUUUCAUCGCGCCGGCAGCCGGGGCUCUCCUACUCUGCGGCCCUCACCGGCGGCACACAAGCGGACAGCAGCAUCAGCGGCCGCGUGGGUGAACCGCCCGUCACCGACAACAACCCGGUGCAGCCCCCCGGAGCGACGGCGCCGGAUACAAGCGUGCUCGUGCUGACGGCGCUUGCCUCGGCACUUCGUUCCCUCCUCGAGCUGGCCCCCGCCGACUCGCCAGCGCGUCACAUGUGUGUGGCGGCAUUGGCAAUGCAUGACGCCCUGGUUCAGCAUGGCUAG